Messenger RNA from Ostrea edulis (European flat oyster), 4796 nucleotides. Its product is annotated as ras-specific guanine nucleotide-releasing factor RalGPS1-like. Gene Ontology annotation, biological process: Ras protein signal transduction; positive regulation of GTPase activity. Gene Ontology annotation, molecular function: guanyl-nucleotide exchange factor activity. The record is from RefSeq and is a predicted model, not a curated record. NCBI's taxonomy places the organism in Eukaryota, Metazoa, Mollusca, Bivalvia, Ostreida, Ostreidae. The coding region runs from base 1411 to 3219 and encodes 602 amino acids. The transcript has 19 exons. Gene Ontology annotation, cellular component: plasma membrane.
AGGUGAGAUCAACCGAUGUACAGUAACUUUUGUGGAGAAAAUUCAAAUUCUUGUUGAUUACAGUUUUUCUUGAAACUGCUGGACUGAAGGUUUUGUUUGCCAUACAUUCCUAUUGACAGGCAGAAUGUGAUAGUUCAUUUUAAAUGACUCUUUUAAUCUAAAUUGUCAAGACCUUGUAUAGAAUUAUCUGUAUUAGUUGUACAUGCCAUUGCCAUAAUCAUCUGGGGGGAAAAUCUAUGUAAAUUAACACACAUUUAAAAAAAUUAUUGUAGCUAUUUGAUCCAGAAUUUAAAGACUAACUACAUAUUAAAUGAUUUUCCCAUUGUGUGCGUCACUGAGAUACUCAAACUGAUUCUUUAAAUAAUUGAGAUUUUCUGACAGGACUCUGAUGUGUUACAAUUUGUUUUUCAAAAGAGCAGGCAGAAACAGCUCCAUUAAAUAAUUUUGGGUUCCUGUUUACCAGAUCAAUACCAGCAUGCACAGAAAAUCACUGUGCUCAGCAGGUUUUGUAAUUGCCACUGCAGACUGCUGAUUACUGAAUGAAGGCAAUGCAUAACAGCAUCCUCAUUACUGUCCUCAUGGUGUGCAAAACCAGGAAGAUUUGUCAAAUUGUUAUUGGUGUUUUUUUUCUUCAAUUAUUAAAUUGGUUGUUGACAUAUAUAAAACAUAGCUGAGGCCAAUUAAUUUUAGUUAGUGAGGAUUAAGUGUAAACAGUGGGUCAUCUAAAGGUCUGGCCUUCUGUUGGAAGAGCUAACCAUUUUCCUUCCUUGCUGCUGCCUUGAUCUACUUCGGACCAGACAUAGUGAUGAUUGUGUAUACGUAGUGGCUGCAAAAUUGUUUUUGUGGUUGGUGUAUCAGCAAGUGAGAGUGAAAUUGCUAAGGGUUGUUGUCAAAAGUUUCUAGAGUUGCACAUGUAGUCAUCCAUUUCCUUUGUAAUGAGCAACUAGAAGUCGGGGAGGGUUGCCAUUCUUGAGAUCCAUGACUUUCAAUAAUUUUUAUAAGGCUCAUUUGUUUUCAUUAAAAAUGGCUUUAAUUAUAUUUUGAUGAAAAGAACAAAGUAAAAUGAGAUUCUUCAAUUUGCUAUUCAUAACCCCAUUUACAUGUGUAGCAGCUGAAUAGAGUUGAUGAGUCUUGGAGACAUUUUCCUCGAGCUUUCAAUUAUCUUCCAAGAAAAUCAAUCCUGUCUCAAGUCCAGUUCAGUUUGAGUCCCUAGACUUUCUCCUUCUGGAAUAUUCCCCGAGCCUCAGCAGCGAUUUUUUGGCAGUUGAUCAGACUCUGGCUUUCACCCCAUCUCCACACUCUGGCUUUAAUGGAUUCUGAUUACAUCUGCAAACCAAAUCCCAGACAGUGAAGCGCCAUUCUUCCUUCCAAGACGGUGUCAAUCGACUGGCUGUUAAACAUGACCGGUUCAUGAGAAGACUGUCCGAUUCUUUGUACAACGCCAGGUGGGAUAACGGCAAGAUGAACAUCCCGCACCGGAUUUUAACGCCGGAUGACCCAGAUACCGGUAUUCCUGGUAAAUACACUGAGAGUGAUUCCAGUACAGAAGUGAUCACUACUCCACAUUCCUCUUAUGGAGAUGGUGUAAGCCAGGGAAGUGAAGAGUCACUAGAAAGGCGUUCCAGUCUUCCUCGCAUGAAAAGUUAUGACGCUGUCGUUUUCGAGAUUUUGCGAGUGUCUCCGGACGAUUUCGCUAGCCAGAUUACCUUGAUGGAUAUGCCGGUAUUUAGAUCCAUACAGCCAGACGAAUUAACUUCAUGUGCAUGGACAACAAAAGAAAAACUUAUUAAAGCCCCAAAUGUUGUAGGCUUUACAAGGCGCUUCAAUCAUGUCAAUUUUUGGGUGCAGCAAGAAAUUUUAAACUGUCAAACUUUGAAAACUAGAGCAGAUGUACUUGCACACUACAUCAAAAUUGCAAAGAAACUACUAGAUCUGAACAACCUACAUGCUGUCAUGGCAGUUAUUUCAGCUCUCCAAAGUGCAGCUAUAUUUCGCCUGUCCAAAACAUGGAUGAUGUUGUCACGUAAAGACAAAGCAACUUACGAGAAAAUGGCAGACCUGUUUUCAGAGAACGACAACAGACAAAGAUUAAGAGAUUACAUGGACAGUGUCAAGUUGCCUUGCAUACCUUAUUUAGGCCUCUAUCUGUCAGAUCUGAUCUACAUAGACGUAGCACACCCCCACUCUGGGGGCAUGGAAUCACACACACGCAGAAUGCAGAUGAACAACAUUUUGCGAACCAUCUCAGAGUACCAGCAAUCCAGUUAUGAUCAAGUUCCGGUACUGGAACAUGUACAAAACUACCUUAAAUCAGUUCGAUACAUUGAAGAGCUCCAAAAGUUUGUAGAGGAUGACAAUUACAAAUUGUCAUUAAAAGUAGAACCUCCACUUCAAGGCCAGCAUCUUUCCACAUCCAAAGAGGACAUUCAGAUCACUGUGGCUCCACCCUCACCAGGAGCUGAGCCACGAAACAACAUCACACACACACCCAACUACACAUCCACAUCAUCCAAGUUCAACCCGGGUCACAGAAAAACAAAAAGUUUAAGUGCAAAUUUCAUGAGCAAUGGACAGAAGUCGGUCGCAGAGAAAACUUUCAGUCUUCCAUCAAAAACUACAGCCCCUUAUAUCCAGGGAAUACGCCAUUUGUUAGAUGAUAGUGUCUUAGAGGAGUCCCCCUGUGCUUCCAGUGAUGGUUCUAUCUGCGGAAAGAUUCUCUCAGAUAAUGGUGAGACGCCUGUGGAUUCAGUGUUUCCUUCACUUGAUUCCGAGUCCCAAAAUAAAGUGAUGUACAGCAGAGAAUUGACAGCAGAUGAGUUGAGCAACUUCCAUCAAAGCUUUACAUGUGAAGGGUGCUUAAGAAGAAAAACAAUACUCAAAGAUGGGAAGAAGCCAACGGUUAGUUCAUGGACGAGGUAUUGGGUAUCAUUAUGGGGAACCUCUUUAUUGUAUUAUCCAAACAAGUCAUUACGAGGCAGUGACAGAGCAUCGUUUAAGUCAGAGCCUAGUAAAAUGACUUCAGUUGUUGGCUGGAUGGUUGUAAUGGGAGAUAAUCCACUACACCCUGAUGCAUUCCAAUUGUCAGACCCAUUGAAAGGGAAUGUUUACAAAUUCAGAACAGGGUCACAAGCAGAUGCACUGACAUGGUGUCGGCAUCUGAAUGAGGCUACGAAGAGAUACCAACCACAGAUUCCAGCCAAUUUAAUGUCGUUUGACUGAUCUUCCAAGCACAAAAAUGACUCUGACUGUGAUAUUUUGGAUCUCCCAGGAGCUUGACAAUUGCUCAGUAUCUUGCCUCAGAGGUUCUGCAAGCCGUUUGGCAAUAUUCCCUGCUUAUUUAACAGCUGAGAGCAUUGUGGUGAACCUUCACAGAGAUUUCCUCUUUGCCAAGGGAUAAUUUUAGCCAGACCAAACCAACAGAAUAUUCUACAAAAAUACUUCAGUGACAAACACUUACGCCCAGUUGUGAUGUUGGGAAUACUCUAUACUGCUACAUGUAAAAAAACCCAAAAAAACCCAGUAUUUUUAGAAUAUGUCUGUGUAGAUUGGACAUUCCAUGUGCAAAUAAUCUGAUGCUGUUUAGAGAAUACUUCAGAUUAGCAUAUUCAAUGCUUGAUUAAAAUGGAAACAGGUCGCCAUAGUUUCUACCAGUUCUCACAUUCCUCAUUCAUUUUCCAUUGAACACUUGUUUUUAUCUAGUCUUGCAACUAUGAUAUGUUUUUCUACAUUCCAGAUUAAUAUUUUAUAAAUUGUUAUCCCAAUAAUCCACCAUCAAAGCAAUGAUUUAACUGGAUUGGCUCAUUUAUGAUUUUUCUCUUUUUUAAAAAAGUUUUUGUCAAAAUGUUAUUGGAUGUCUGGUCAUUUUCAACAUCCAAAGUAUAGUGAAUAUCUGCUAUGGUGAAUAUCUGCUAUAGUGAAUAUCUGCUAUAGUGAUUAGCUGCUCUGAUAUAACUGCCACAGCACCUCAUCUUUCGUACCCAGGUACCUUACUCGGUUUGAGCAAUGCAAUUUUAGACUGCAAUACUAUGUCAUUAUGCUUUUUAAAAAUCCCCCGUUUGAUUAAAGGGGUCCCUAGUCAGUUGUGUUAAUUAUGUAGCAUGUUUGUUGAUAUGUUAACUUUGUAAGAGGUGUAAAUUUUAGUUUUCUUUUACAAGCAAAAACUAUUUUUAGACAAAUAUAGUAUUUGUACACCAUGAUGUUAUAUAUGUGCAUCUGGUGUUACUGACCAAAUUCAUUGUGCUUAUUUUUUCUUGGCUGCUAAUACAAUAUCAAGGUGCAAAUAUUCAUAAGACAUGAUUCAAGACAAAGCCAUAUGGGAUAUAAAUAUGUGGUAUGAAUUGUCGAUUUAAGUUAACAACAUGGAACAUCCUAGAAUUACAGAUGCUUUUAUUUUUAGAAGUUUAGUGUACUUACUAAAUUUCUGAUUCUGGGGUCAAUAUUUUAAGGAAAUUCAAAUGAACUUGAAUGCAGUUUGUUUCCUCGUAGAAAAACUUCGAAUUCCCAUAUAGUGCUGGGUUGUCAAUUGUGUGAACAGUUAAUUUUUUUGUGAAACAAAAUUGAACAGAAAAAAAUAUUAAAUUUUUGUUUUAAAAAAAAUAUAAAUUCUUGUUAAACUAAAACAAAAAAGUUUCAUGUUUUUCUGGGUCCUGUAAUUGCUAUGUGCAUUUUUCCUCAAGCAUAAUUAAUAUUUAAUCAUACUCUUAUCAAACAUGUUUUUCAUAAUACAUUACAAAAUGCUCAUAUAAAAAUACGAAAAUGCAUAAAAAUGACAAAAUAAAAACAGGCAAAUAUUGUUA